CAGCUGCGGAUUCCUAUUGGUCUCUGCUUUGUCCGUUUAGUAUUUCGGGGAAGGUGAUUGGCUAGUCAAAAGAACGGGGGUCGCAAAAGGCCAAGAUGAGACUGAGGAGAGAGGAUCCUAAAGAACCCCAUCAACUCUGAUCCGCCACCGCCACCAUGUCGGGGACCGUCAUUAUCCUCCAGCAGUUUGCCACCGGUCUCAAGAGCCGGAAUGAAGAAACCCGGGCGAAAGCGGCCAAAGACUUGCAGCAUUAUGUGACCAUGGAGCUCCGAGAGAUGAGCCAAGAGGAAUCCACUCGUUUUUAUGACCAGCUGAAUCACCACAUCUUUGAAUUGGUCUCUAGUUCAGAUGCAAAUGAGAGGAAAGGAGGGAUUCUGGCUAUAGCGAGCCUGAUUGGCGUUGAGGGAGGCAAUGCCACCCGCAUUGGCCGCUUUGCCAACUACUUGAGGAACCUCCUCCCCUCCAAUGAUCCUGUAGUGAUGGAGAUGGCCUCCAAGGCCAUUGGGCGCCUCGCCAUGGCGGGAGACAACUUCACCGCCGAAUAUGUGGAGUUUGAAGUGAAGCGGGCUCUGGAGUGGCUUGGAGCGGACAGGAAUGAAGGCCGAAGACAUGCGGCAGUCUUGGUUCUACGAGAGCUGGCCAUCAGCGUCCCCACGUUCUUCUUCCAGCAAGUGCAGCCAUUUUUCGACAACAUCUUUGUUGCCGUCUGGGACCCAAAGCAGGCCAUUCGUGAAGGAGCUGUUUCGGCUUUACGCGCCUGCCUCAUCUUGACCACCCAGCGGGAGUCAAAAGAGAUGCAGAAACCACAGUGGUACCGGCAAACCUAUGAGGAAGCUGAGAAGGGCUUUGAUGAGACUGUGGCCAAGGAGAAGGGGAUGAAUCGUGAUGACCGCAUCCAUGGUGCCUUACUGAUCCUGAAUGAGCUAGUGCGCAUCAGCAGCAUGGAGGGAGAGCGUCUCAGAGAAGAGAUGGAGGAGAUCACACAGCAGCAGUUGGUGCAUGACAAAUACUGCAAAGACCUGCUGGGCUUCGGGACCAAACCUCGGCACAUCACCCCUUUCUCCAGCUUCCAGUCUGUUCAGCCGCAGCAGUCCAAUGCUUUGGUGGGGCUGCUGGGGUUCAGCCCCCAUCCGGGGAUGAUGGGUUUUGGUGCGUCUCCUGUCCCAGCCAAGUCAACAUUGGUGGAGAGCCGGUGUUGCCGAGAGCUGAUGGAAGAGAAGUUUGAUCAGGUCUGUUACUGGGUGCUGAAGUGCCGAAGCAGCAAGAACUCUCUGAUCCAAAUGACUGUCCUCAGUUUACUGCCACGGCUGGCUGCUUUCCGCCCUUCUGCUUUCACAGCUGACCACUACCUUCCAGACACCAUGAAUCAUGUCCUGAGCUGCGUUAAGAAGGAAAAGGAGCGGACAGCUGCUUUCCAGGCCCUUGGCUUGCUCUCGGUUGCUGUACGAUCAGAAUUCCAGAUUUACCUCCCCAAGGUCCUGGAGAUUAUCAAGGGGGCUCUGCCACAAAAGGACUUCACCCACAACAGGAGACAGAAGUCUGUACAGGUGGAUGCCACUGUCUUUACCUGCAUCAGCAUGUUGGCACGGGCGAUGGGUCCUUCUAUCCAGCAAGACAUCAAGGAGCUUCUGGAACCCAUGUUGGCCGUGGGGCUGAGCCCUGCCUUGACUGCCGUGCUGUACGACUUGAGCCGCCAGAUCCCGCAGCUGAAGAAGGAGAUUCAGGACGGGCUGCUGAAGAUGCUCUCGAUGGUUUUGAUGCACCGACCCCUGCGCCAUCCAGGCAUGCCCAAAGGCUUGGCCCACCAGCUCUCUUCCCCCAGCCUCACUAACAUCCCUGAGGCCAAUGACGUGGGCAGCAUCACCCUUGCCCUCCGCACGCUGGGCAGCUUUGAGUUUGAAGGACACUCUCUGACUCAGUUUGUGAGGCACUGUGCCGACCAUUUCCUCAACAGCGAGCACAAGGAGGUCCGGAUGGAGGCUGCUCGCACCUGCUCACGUUUGCUGACUCCUUCCAUCCACCUGAUCAGCGGACAUGCCCAUGUUGUGAGCCAGACAGCUGUGCAGGUGGUGGCGGACGUCCUGAGCAAAUUGUUGGUGGUUGGCAUCACAGACCCAGAUCCAGACAUCCGAUACUGCGUGCUGGCAUCCUUGGAUGAGCGAUUUGAUGCGCACCUGGCCCAGGCGGAGAAUUUGCAGGCUCUCUUUGUGGCGCUGAAUGACCAGGUGUUUGAGAUCCGCGAGUUGGCCAUAUGCACGGUGGGCCGGCUGAGCAGCAUGAACCCGGCUUUUGUCAUGCCCUUCCUGCGCAAGAUGCUAAUUCAGAUCCUGACGGAGCUGGAGCACAGCGGGGUCGGCAGGAUCAAAGAACAAAGCGCCAGGAUGUUGGGACACUUGGUCUCCAACGCCCCGCGACUGAUCCGACCCUAUAUGGAGCCCAUCCUCAAGGCGUUGAUAGUGAAACUGAAGGAUCCUGACCCCGAUCCUAACCCUGGAGUGAUUAAUAACGUCCUGGCUACUAUUGGUGAGCUAGCACAGGUGAGCGGGCUGGAGAUGAGGAAGUGGGUGGAUGAGCUUUUCAUCAUCAUUAUGGACAUGCUCCAGGACUCCUCUUUGCUUGCUAAGAGACAGGUCGCCCUCUGGACUCUUGGUCAGCUGGUGGCCAGCACUGGCUACGUCGUUGAGCCCUAUAGGAAGUAUCCAACCCUUUUGGAGGUGUUACUGAACUUUCUGAAGACGGAACAGAACCAAGGCACCCGGAGAGAGGCGAUCCGUGUCCUUGGUCUCCUGGGGGCCCUUGAUCCGUACAAGCAUAAGGUGAACAUCGGCAUGAUUGACCAGUCACGGGACGCCUCUGCCGUCAGUCUCUCCGAGUCUAAAUCGAGCCAAGAUUCUUCCGACUACAGCACCAGCGAGAUGCUGGUCAACAUGGGCAACCUCCCGCUCGAUGAGUUCUACCCGGCGGUGUCCAUGGUGGCCCUCAUGCGCAUCUUCCGGGACCAGUCCCUCUCCCACCACCACACUAUGGUGGUCCAGGCCAUCACCUUCAUCUUCAAGUCCCUGGGGCUCAAGUGCGUCCAGUUCCUGCCGCAGGUCAUGCCCACCUUCCUCAACGUCAUCCGGGUCUGCGACAGCGCCAUCCGAGAGGUCAAAGAAGAUGGCGACAGUGUGCUGGGGAGAAGAGCCGAGUUCUUGUUCCAGCAGCUGGGAAUGUUGGUGUCCUUCGUAAGAAGUCACAUCCGGCCCUACAUGGAUGAGAUUGUCAUCCUGAUGAGGGAAUUCUGGGUUGUCAACAGUUCGAUCCAGUGCACCAUCAUCCUCCUCAUUGAGCAAAUCGUGGUGGCUUUAGGCGGUGAGUUCAAGCUCUACCUGCCCCAGCUCAUCCCCCACAUGCUGCGGGUCUUCAUGCACGACAACAGCAGUGGACGAAACGUCUCCGUCAAGCUCUUGAAUGCCAUCCAGCUGUUUGGAGCCAAUCUGGAUGACUAUCUGCACUUAUUGCUGCCUCCCAUCGUCAAGCUCUUUGAUGCCCCUGAUGCCCCUCUGCAGGCCCGCAGAACUGCCUUAGAAACUGUGGAUCGCUUGACCGAGUCUCUGGAUUUCACCGAUUACGCUUCCCGCAUAAUCCAUCCUUUGGUGCGGACUCUGGACCAGAGCCCUGAGCUCCGGCUGACUGCCAUGGACACGCUCUCAUCUCUGGUCUUCCAACUUGGGAAGAAGUAUCAGAUUUUCAUUCCAAUGGUGAACAAAGUCUUGGUGCGCCACCGGAUCAACCACCAGCGCUACGACGUCCUCAUCUGCAGGAUUGUGAAGGGCUACACUCUGGCGGAUGAAGAAGAGGACCCCCUCAUCUACCAGCACCGUGUCCAGAGGAGCAACCAAGGGGAGGCCCUCACCAGCGCCCCGGUGGAAACUGGCCCCAUGAAGAAGCUGCACGUCAGCACCAUCAACUUACAGAAGGCCUGGGGAGCGGCCCGGAGGGUUUCCAAAGACGACUGGCUGGAGUGGCUGCGGCGGCUGAGCCUGGAGCUGUUGAAGGACUCCUCGUCCCCAUCUCUGCGCUCGUGCUGGGCCUUGGCCCAGGCCUACAACCCCAUGGCCAGAGAUCUCUUCAAUGCAGCCUUUGUUUCCUGCUGGUCCGAACUCAAUGAAGACCAGCAGGAUGAGCUGAUCCGGAGUAUCGAGUUGGCCCUGACCUCACAGGACAUUGCGGAGGUCACCCAGACCCUUUUGAACCUGGCGGAGUUUAUGGAGCACAGCGACAAGGGACCGUUGCCAUUGGGAGAUGAUAACGGCAUCGUCUUGCUCGGGGAGCGAGCAGCCAAAUGCCGGGCCUACGCCAAGGCCCUGCACUACAAAGAGCUUGAAUUCCAGAAGGGCCCGACGCCUGCCAUCCUGGAGUCCCUCAUCAGCAUUAACAAUAAACUCCAGCAACCGGAGGCUGCGUCGGGAGUGCUGGAAUAUGCCAUGAAACACUUUGGGGAACUGGAAAUCCAGGCCACCUGGUACGAGAAGCUGCAUGAGUGGGAAGAUGCCCUCGUCGCCUAUGACAAAAAGAUGGACACCAACAAGGACGACUCGGAGCUGAUGUUGGGGCGCAUGCGCUGCCUGGAGGCUCUGGGAGAAUGGGGACAACUUCAUCAGCAGUGUUGUGAGAAGUGGACCUUGGUGAAUGAUGAAACCCAGGCGAAAAUGGCCAGGAUGGCAGCAGCUGCGGCUUGGGGCUUAGGUCAGUGGGACAGUAUGGAGGAAUACACCUGCAUGAUCCCAAGGGACACCCACGACGGAGCCUUCUACCGGGCCGUUCUGGCGCUGCAUCAGGACCUCUUCUCAUUGGCUCAACAGUGCAUCGACAAAGCCCGAGACCUGUUAGACGCUGAGCUGACCGCCAUGGCGGGAGAGAGCUACAGCCGUGCCUAUGGGGCAAUGGUGUCCUGCCAGAUGCUGUCAGAGCUGGAAGAAGUCAUCCAGUACAAACUUGUCCCGGAGCGACGCGAGAUCAUCCGCCAGAUCUGGUGGGAAAGGCUUCAGGGCUGCCAGCGGAUCGUGGAAGACUGGCAGCGGAUCCUUAUGGUCCGCUCGCUUGUGGUCAACCCUCACGAGGACAUGCGGACCUGGCUCAAGUACGCCAGCCUUUGCGGCAAGAGCGGGCGGCUGGCUUUGGCCCAUAAGACCCUGGUGUUGCUGCUGGGGGUUGACCCGUCCCGGCAGCUGGACCAUCCAUUGCCGACCGUGCAUCCUCAGGUGACCUAUUCCUACAUGAAGUACAUGUGGAAGAGCGCCCGCAAGAUUGACGCCUUCCAGCACAUGCAGCACUUUGUCCAGACGAUGCAGCAGCAGGCCCAGCAUGCCAUUGCCACCGAAGACCAGCAGCACCGGCAAGAGCUCCACAAACUCAUGGCUCGGUGUUUCCUGAAACUGGGCGAGUGGCAACUCAACCUGCAAGGUAUUAAUGAGAGCACCAUCCCCAAGGUCUUGCAGUACUACAGCGCCUCCACGGAGCACGACCGCAAUUGGUACAAGGCCUGGCAUGCUUGGGCGGUGAUGAACUUUGAGGCCGUGCUUCACUACAAGCACCAGAACCAGGCUCGGGACGAGAAGAAGAAGCUGCGCCAUACCAGCGGGGCCAGCGUUGCCAGUGCCAAUGCGGAGGGCAGCAACAGCGAGAGCGAGGCCGAAAGCGCAGAGAACAGCCCGGUCCCGUCGCCGGUCCAAAAGAAAGUGACAGAGGACUUGUCCAAAACCCUGCUGUUGUACACCGUUCCAGCCGUGCAGGGCUUCUUCCGCUCCAUCUCCUUGUCCCGAGGAAACAACUUGCAGGAUACUCUCAGAGUCCUCACUUUGUGGUUCGACUAUGGUCACUGGCCUGAGGUCAAUGAGGCCUUGGUGGAAGGGGUCAAAGCCAUCCAGAUCGAUACCUGGCUACAGGUCAUCCCUCAACUCAUUGCGAGGAUCGAUACCCCUCGCCCGUUGGUGGGCCGCCUCAUUUACCAGCUUCUGACGGAUAUUGGGCGCUACCAUCCGCAGGCUUUGAUCUACCCCUUGACGGUGGCUUCCAAGUCGACCACGACUGCCCGCCACAACGCCGCCAACAAGAUCCUGAAGAACAUGUGCGAACACAGCAACACUCUGGUCCAGCAGGCCAUGAUGGUGAGUGAAGAGCUCAUCCGCGUGGCCAUCCUUUGGCAUGAGAUGUGGCACGAAGGGCUGGAGGAGGCCUCCCGCCUGUAUUUCGGGGAGAGGAACGUCAAGGGGAUGUUUGAAGUGCUGGAGCCGCUGCACGCCAUGAUGGAGCGCGGGCCUCAGACGCUCAAGGAGACCUCCUUCAAUCAGGCUUAUGGCAGAGAUUUAAUGGAAGCCCAGGAGUGGUGUCGGAAAUACAUGAAAUCGGGAAACGUUAAAGACCUCACUCAGGCCUGGGAUCUCUACUACCAUGUUUUCCGGCGUAUUUCGAAGCAAUUGCCUCAGCUGACCUCCUUGGAGCUCCAGUAUGUCUCCCCGAAGCUCCUCAUGUGCCGGGACCUGGAGCUGGCCGUCCCUGGGACCUACGAUCCCAACCAGCCCAUCAUCCGCAUCCAGUCCAUCGCUCCAUCGCUGCAAGUGAUCACAUCCAAACAGCGGCCGAGGAAGCUGACUUUAAUGGGAAGCAACGGCCACGAAUUUGUGUUCCUUCUGAAAGGCCACGAAGACCUUCGUCAAGAUGAAAGAGUGAUGCAGCUUUUCGGCCUGGUGAACACCUUGCUGGCCAACGACCCCACUUCCCUGCGUAAAAACCUCAGCAUCCAGCGAUACGCGGUCAUCCCCCUCUCGACAAACUCAGGCCUCAUUGGCUGGGUGCCCCACUGCGACACCCUCCACGCCUUGAUCCGGGACUAUCGGGAGAAGAAGAAGAUCCUGCUCAACAUUGAGCACCGCAUCAUGCUGCGGAUGGCUCCCGACUACGACCACCUCACUCUCAUGCAGAAAGUGGAGGUGUUCGAACACGCCGUGAACAACACUGCGGGAGAUGACCUGGCCAAGCUGCUCUGGCUGAAGAGCCCUAGCUCGGAGGUGUGGUUUGACCGAAGAACCAAUUACACUCGUUCGCUGGCCGUGAUGUCCAUGGUCGGUUAUAUCCUCGGUCUCGGGGACAGGCAUCCCUCCAACCUUAUGCUCGACCGACUUAGUGGGAAGAUUCUCCAUAUUGACUUCGGAGACUGCUUUGAGGUUGCCAUGACCAGAGAGAAGUUCCCGGAGAAGAUUCCGUUCAGGCUGACUCGGAUGUUGACAAACGCCAUGGAGGUGACCGGAUUGGAUGGCAACUACAGGAUCACCUGCCACACCGUCAUGGAGGUCUUGCGGGAGCACAAGGACAGCGUCAUGGCCGUGCUGGAGGCCUUUGUGUACGACCCUUUGCUAAACUGGAGGCUCAUGGACACAGCAAACACAAAAGGCAAUAAGCGAUCCCGGACUCGAACAGACUCCUAUUCGGCCGGCCAGUCAGUAGAAAUGUUGGACAGCGUGGAGCUGGGGGAGACGGCCCAUAAGAAACCGGGGACCACGGUGCCUGAAUCGAUCCAUUCCUUCAUCGGGGACGGUCUCGUCAAACCAGAGGCUCUGAACAAAAAGGCCAUACAGAUUAUCAACAGAGUCCGGGAUAAACUCACCGGACGGGACUUCUCCCACGACGAAACGCUGGACGUGCCCACGCAAGUGGAGCUGCUCAUCAAGCAGGCCACCUCCCAUGAGAACCUUUGCCAGUGCUACAUCGGAUGGUGCCCUUUUUGGUGAUGCGAAGCCCCGAACGCAGCGCCAACUAGGAGGCGGCGAGGAGGGGGAAUCACAGCACCUUUUUGUCAAAUAGUUUCGGACUGUAAAUUGAGAAAAACGUCACCUUCUUAUUCCAAGUUGUUUCGAGCCGAAGGCAGGCGGUUCCCAGACAAACGGGACGGAAGACAAGUGAAAGCCUUGGAUUUUGCAGGGAGACCUUUGUUUUCCAAGACUCAUGGCUUGGGGACGGAUUGGAGAACCGGACUCAAGUGUCCUUUCAUUGCCUUGCCUUGUCUCCAAAUGUGACCUUUUUGGGGCUCAGCCUUUGCAUGGAAGGCCCCAAUGGUUUCUUCAAACAAGAUAUUGACACAGAUAAUGUUUGUGUCUUUCUCUGCGGAGUCUGAAUGUCCCUACGCUGACAAAACAUGGAGGAAACUGUUCAUCUGGAGUGUAUAACCGGCCGCGGGUUUGGAAGAGCGGGAAACAAAUGGCUGAAACACUAAGGAGAACGUGGCAAAGUUGACGAACGGAGCCGAGGAACGACGAAACACCAUGCAACACCACCUUGUAGUCUCAUAUUUUUGUGCCAAUAAACCGCGGCCGACCA
This is a messenger RNA of Anolis carolinensis (green anole), 8355 nucleotides long. RefSeq names its product mechanistic target of rapamycin kinase (gene mtor). Bases 156 to 7769 code for a protein of 2537 amino acids. Gene Ontology annotation, molecular function: protein-containing complex binding; protein binding; protein serine/threonine kinase activity. Gene Ontology annotation, biological process: negative regulation of macroautophagy; TOR signaling; protein phosphorylation. NCBI's taxonomy places the organism in Eukaryota, Metazoa, Chordata, Lepidosauria, Squamata, Anolidae. The transcript has 59 exons. Gene Ontology annotation, cellular component: nucleus; TORC1 complex; TORC2 complex. The record is from RefSeq and is a predicted model, not a curated record.